GCUGCGCUCAGCUGCCUGCGCUCGCCAAAGCAGCUCAAAGCGACUCGUGCCCAUGGUAACAGAGCCGAAUCUGGACAAGAACGACGGAACGGAGCCCAAGGCAAGGAAGAAGGAGAAGAAGACGAAGAAGGAGCGGCGGGCAGAAAAGGAGUCGGUGUACGCGGGGAAGAAGAAGGAGAAAGCUGCCGCGCUGCCCGCGUCGGCCCGCAGGGCUGCGCAGUCUGCCGUGGUGACAGCGGCCGAGGUCCGGAAGCGGCCUCGCGAGGAGACGCUCUCGGCGAAGGCGCCCAAGUUGCCCGAGCCGCCAGAGCAUUCGCCCGCUGCUGACGCCAGCGAGGCCGCGGCUGCCGACCAGCCCAAGCCGUCGCUGGAGGAGGCGGAGGCGGCGGCGGGCCGGACGAUGCACAAGGACUCGAGAGAGGCCGCCGAGGCUGCCAUCACCCAGGGACGGCGCGUCUACGUCUCCAACCUCCCGUUCAGCACGUCGGACGAGUGGGUGCGGACCAGCUUUUCGGCGGUCGAGUCGAUCCAUUGGAUUGCCGCCAAGGGGAGCGGCUUCCGCGGCUCCGGCUUUCUCACCUUUGCCAGCGCCGAGGCCGCCACCGAGGCGGUGAGCUGGAGCGGCAGCGAGGUGGGAGGCAGACCCAUCACAGUCGAGCUCGCCCUCGGCACGGCGCCGCUCGAGCAGAGCUGCGUGUUCGUGCGCAACCUGCCCGCUGAGCAGUGGAGCCUCGAGGCGGUGAGGAGGAUCUUCGAGGCUUGCGGCCCGCCCGCCGCCAUCCGCCUUCCCAAGAAGGGCAAGGCGGCGAUCCGCUUCAAGACGGCCGCAGCAGCAGCGGCGGCAGCAACGAGGGACGGCGAGGAAAUUGGCGGCCCCAAGGGGGCGCUUAACCCGGUGGUUUUGUUUUCGUUCCAGCCGGUGCGCGCCGCGCUAAAUAGUAAAUUUUAA
Emiliania huxleyi CCMP1516 is the source of this 949-nucleotide messenger RNA. RefSeq lists its product as hypothetical. The transcript is spliced from 5 exons. Bases 53 to 949 code for a protein of 298 amino acids. The record is from RefSeq and is a predicted model, not a curated record. Gene Ontology annotation, molecular function: RNA binding. Lineage: Eukaryota; Haptophyta; Isochrysidales; Noelaerhabdaceae.